GUGGGGGUGUGGGAGGCGGUGCGGCACAACAGCGGGGUUGUUCCCUUAUGCCUCAGCUCCUGCUUCGGUCCUUCACGGGGAGUUGAGAGCCAGGACCCGGCGCGUAUUUCGCAGAUGGAUCCAGCUAACAGGAGGUGAAUCGUGCUGUUUAUCUCUAGCAACAGUGCCCGGGUGGCUGCAGUCCAGUCGUAGGAAGAAGGACGUAGGGGUUCGCAGAGUAAACAUCCUUCAUCUUGACUCAUGCUCACAAAGAUCUCUUUCUCAUCAUCAAUCUCCCGACUCGGGUGGAGACCGAAGUAGGGGUUUGGAUGCAGCCUGUGUGUUGGCUGCUGUGCCUUGGCGUGGCAGGGGCGUUUGCUGUGCUGCAGAAGGAACAGGUGGCCCAGCACGCCAUCAAGCUUUAUCGGAGCAAAGGGGCGCCACGUGGCCACACCUGGGUGACCAGCAACUGCAAGCGGCUGGUGGGCCUACUACGUCAGAAGAACGUGGUCGUCAGGAAGCUGGCAGCCGCCGCAGAUGCAGUUAGACGAGACCAGACCCUUUCAGGGGCGGAGCGACUCUUCCAGGUUCACACUCUGGAAAUUUUCCAGAAAGAGAUGAACGAGAGCGAGCACCUGGUCUUUCAGGCGGUGCACGGCCUACAGAGGGCGCUGCAGGGAGACUACAGGGAUGUGGUCAACAUGAAGGAGAGCAGCAGACAGAGGCUGGAGGCCCUCAGGGAGGCCGCGAUAAAGGAGGAACAGGAGUAUGUGGAACUGGUGGCUGCUGAGAAGCACCAGCAGGAGGCUGUCAAGAGCGCCUUAGCCCAGAAUAAGACUCUGUCCAUGCUGGAUGAGAUCCUGGAGGACGUCCGGAAGGCAGCAGACCGGCUGGAGGAGGAGAUCGAGGAGCACGCCUUCGACAACAACAAACAGAUGAAAGGAGUGAACGUAGAGGCGGUGCUGAGAGUGGAGGAUGACGAGGAGAACGGAGGGAAGAGGAAGAACAAGUCCAAGCAGCAAAAGGAGGUGGAGGACGAGAUGGGACUGAGCAUGCUCAUCGACUCGCAGAACAACCAGUAUGUCCUGACCAAACCCCGAGACUCCACCAUGCCCAGAGCAGACCCUCACUUCAUCAAGGACUUGGUGUCUGUGGUGAUGCUGUCGCUGCCCUGUGGUUGGAUCUGCUCUCUGGUCGGACUUCCUCCCAUGUUUGGAUAUAUCAUCUGUGGGGUCCUGCUAGGUCCCUCUGGCCUCAACAGCAUCAAGUCUAUGGUCCAGGUGGAGAGUCUUGGGGAGUUGGGUGUGUUCUUCACUCUCUUUGUGGUGGGAUUGGAGUUCUCACCUGAGCGACUUCGAAAGGUAUGGAAGACAUCGGUCCAAGGGUCUUGCUUUCUAAGUCUGCUGAUGAUUGGAGCCGGUUUGGUGUGGGGACAAGUCCUGCGCAUUCGACCCGGCCAGACUGUCUUCAUUUCCACUUGCCUCUCCCUGUCCAGCACCCCGCUAGUGUCUCGCUUCCUGGCCGGGGGAAGCAGAGGGGACAAAGAAGGCGAUUCGGACUACAGCAGCGUUCUCCUGGGGAUGUUAGUGAUGCAAGAUGUUCAGCUCGGCCUCUUCAUCGCUGUCAUGCCGACUAUGACCCAGGCGCAGAGUGGAGACUUGGACAGCUUCCUGUUGGGAAGUCUCCGCGUGCUUUACCUCCUGGCCCAGGUCCUGGUCUCUCUGGCUGCUGUGCUGCUGCUGUGUUUGUUACUCAAAGCAUUCCUCAUUGGUCCGUAUUACAAGAAACUGCAUGCUGAGAGCAAAGGCAACAAGGAGAUCCUCGUGCUGGGGAUGGCAGCUUUUGUCUUUUUCAUGCUGACGGUGACUGAGUUUUUGGAUGUUUCAAUGGAGCUCGGCUGUUUCCUGGCUGGAGCCCUGCUGUCCACACAGGGCCACAUUGUUACCACGGAGGUCAUGGGAUGCAUUGAGCCGAUCCGAGAUUUCCUCGCCAUCAUCUUCUUCGCCUCCAUCGGUCUCCACGUGUUCCCGACAUUCGUGCUGUAUGAGCUCACUAUCCUGCUGGCGCUGACCCUCACACUUGUCAUUAUGAAGUUCGGGAUGGCCGUCCUGGUCCUGUCGGCCAUCUUGCCUCCGGGCUCUCGACACAUACGUUGGAUUGUCUCAGCCGGUCUCGCUCAGGUCAGCGAAUUCUCCUUCGUGUUGGGCAGCCGCGCACGUCGUACUGGCAUCAUCUCCAGAGAGGUGUACCUGCUGGUUCUCAGUGUCACCACCCUCAGCCUGCUGCUGGCCCCGGUGCUGUGGAGAGUAACCACACACAGGUGGGUCCCCCGGGCCGAACGCAAAACCGUCACAUGACCGACAACCUUCUUCAGGGACAAAAGAGUUAAAAUAUUCAUUGAAAUGGAGAACACUUGGUUCGCAGUUUACUGGAGGGACACACGUACAUAAUAUUAAUUCUGAUGUCUUUAAUGCACCUAAUCUUGCCUUAUGAAGGAAAUCAUCAAAAAUGUUCUCUAUCGAAUUUACUUUUUUUGUGUUGAUUCUGCACUUUGAACACCAUAUUGCGUUAUUCCUUGCAACAAUCACAGGGACCAAAUCUGAAAUGAUUUAUUUUCAUAGGUACAUUUCUUUUCUGUAUAUAUUUUCUCCAUUUUACUUAUAUUUGACCAUCUCACAUUACUUUUCUUUGGUCUUAAGCGAAAUGUUGAAAGGCUAUAACGGUCUUAAUUUACUAAUUGUUUGGGCCCUUUAUUUUCUGUUCAAAUAAUACAAAGUGAGCCGCUAGUAAAAUAAAUAAACUGCUUGUCACAAUGUAUUUACUGAUGUCACAUUUAAAGGUAAAUCCUGCACUACUUACCAUUGAAUGUCAAACUGUGUGCCUGCUAAAUGCUGCUCUGCGGUAUCCCCCGCUGUAAAUGUCCUUAUAUCGAUACUGAUAAUGAUAUUAUAAUGAUAUUGAUAAUGACCAUGACACUUCCCGGCAAAAAUAAUAAUAAUAAAUGAUGUU
This is a messenger RNA of Pungitius pungitius (ninespine stickleback), 2988 nucleotides long. It is a transcript of the gene slc9d1, whose product is annotated as transmembrane and coiled-coil domains 3. Gene Ontology annotation, cellular component: membrane. NCBI's taxonomy places the organism in Eukaryota, Metazoa, Chordata, Actinopteri, Perciformes, Gasterosteidae. Gene Ontology annotation, molecular function: potassium:proton antiporter activity. The transcript is spliced from 15 exons. The record is from RefSeq and is a predicted model, not a curated record. Gene Ontology annotation, biological process: potassium ion transmembrane transport; proton transmembrane transport. The coding region runs from base 309 to 2336 and encodes 675 amino acids.